AAUGUGCACUGGUUCUAUAAAGCUUUUCAUUUUAAAAGGUAAUCACCUAGCGACAGACUAAAAAUUCCUACGUUUCAUUGCGCACCUACGUUGGUAGGCUUGUGAAAUUUCAUCCAGUUUGUUCAGAGUGACGCUAUCUGCAAACAAACAUGCGACGAGUGCUUUACAUGAUCAGUGCAAUAAAUUUAUGCUCUAUACACUAGGAGAACGAACCCGACGAACGAUAUGCUAUAUCUAGUUCACAGCACACGCGGCAGCAAAACCAGGAUUACUGGGCAUGUGCGUCUUGCGCACCGCACACUUUCAUUCAACCAUCGCAGCCACCCUCGAGGGUUGUUUUUCCCAAGCCCUCUCCUAAACGCCUGCUCGGUGGUGGCCGCCUGCCUGCUUGCAGCAAGUCAGUCUUCGAUGGUGCACCGGCUGGCGUUGAUGGCGCAUGUUCUCUGCUCGCAAGCGUGAACUUUUUUCUUUGCUCGCUUGGUGCUCUGACUGGAUGGGGUAGGAACGACAAAUUAUCGAUUUUUCAUAGUGGAUUUGUGCCUAUUGCGCUGUGUAGUGUACUUGUUAUUAGUGAAGGAAGAAAAUUAGUUUUUAUUUAGGAUUUCGGAGUGAAUAUAAGGAUUUUUGAACGAAUGUUUAAGCGUCGAAGCAAUGAGCUCACGUCCUAAACGUAGUACAGCAGAUGGAAAUAAUUUCAACAUGUGGGUGUCAACUAAUAAAGUGCUGAUCGGUUCGGUGGGUGGACCCAAAAAACCUCAUCUUCGUAACCCCAACUUUGAUUUCGAGGAAACCAAGCUACUGAUUUCGCUAUGGGGAGAUCCUGAAGUUCAGAAAACGCUGGUAACAUCCCACAAGAAACAUCCCGUAAUUUCAAGGUUGGCACAAAAAAUGCGCGAAUAUGGGUAUAAUCGAUCAGCAGAGGAAAUUAAUACGAGGAUCAAGAACAUUAAAUGCUUCUACAAUCGGAUUAAGAAGGACCUCGAAUCCGGCAUCGUUACAUCUUGGAAGCAUUUUCAAGCCAUGGAUGAAAUCAUGACCCGUCCAAUUUUUGGUAACAAUCAACUGCAAAACAGCGAAGGUGGCCCAUCGAAUGAGGAUAUCUCAACGUCUGAUCAAGUGCAAAUAAAGCUGGAACCAGGUGCCGACGACGACAAAGAAAUCAGAACGGAUGAGUUACUGAAAAAUGCAGAGCAAGUCGAGCUCAAAGAGCCCAAUUUGUUGAUACCGAAGGACGAACCAAUGGAUGAGGACAACGAUGAUGAUCCUAAUGAUCCAGACUUUGAAAAUGAUGGAGACGACGAAGAGGACAGUAUUAGCGAGGAAAGUGAUGAAUCGGAUUUCGACAUCGACGAUGAACGCAGAAAAGCACGUUUACGUAGAAGAACAGCGCGUAAGCCAACCAAGGUGAAUAAUCAGACAAAUAAACCAACAAACGCACCACCGGUGACUACUUCUGCUCCCACUGUUUCGGUGGUAACAUGCGCUCCAACCACCACUAUACCGACGAUAACCACUGUUCCAACGCCGAGUAAACCUCCAGCCCCUGGAACUAUAAAAAUAAUCAAUUACACGGGCAACUCUGGAAUCAACUUCUCUACGAUUGUGCCCAACUCGAACAUCAUUGCCCAGUCUUCAGGUCAAAAUGUGACUAUUCUUCCUGGAGCUCCUAACACAGCGAACACUAAUGCCCCUGGAAAAAUAUCCCUCGUACCUACCAACUUCCUUCUUAAACCUCAACCCCCAAAGAUCAACUUCAACUCCCCAAUUCAGCUAUACACCAAACCAACCGUAUCCAUCGCCAACAAUGCUACCAUUUCCUCUGCUGUACCACCUCCAGCCUCCAGUGCUGUCCAACCGAUGAAACUACUCUUCGUGAACACGGCUGGCAGCCAGAAGCAACAGAUCAUAACUCCAUCAAAGCACAUCUACACAACCACUCCAACACCGAUCGUGAAAACUACCCCUGCAACUCAAAUAACCAUCCAGCCCAAACCCGUUAUAACCGCAGCGACUAGUCUGAUGGCCAUCCCCCAGAAGAAGCCUGAUCCUCCACCACCAGUCACAACCGCACCCCCCACCCCAAAACAGGCAGGAAUUAAAUCCCUCCUGGGACAGUUGGUAUCCAUACAGCGUGAAAACCUUGCCUUAUCGCGCAGCAGAAUCAACGUGGAAAAGGAACGCUUCAACAACGAGAAACAGAUCGUCUGUUCGCUGGUGGAGGCCCUGAACGAUUUGAACAACAUGUUGCAAGGAUUCAGCAGUACCGUCAAUAUCGGCGACGAGUUUGGCUGCGGUUCACCAACCCCGGCCACAACCCACGAGUUUGAUGGGGCCGACUCCAGGAUGAAUGAUAUUAGCCAAGAGGCACCACCGGUCAGUGGGCUGAUUCCGGUAAUCGACACCAUCAAAGCGGAAGUGAUAAGUGAUUCGGACUGAAUAACGAACCGUUCAGAGCGCGUUCGCAACGUAAUACUCUAGUCAAUGAUCUCGUAAUUUAUUUCAGAGAGUUGUAUCAAGCUAUGCUCAAAUAUAUCACUCAUGUCGGUACGAAUGUGGCUAUUUAAUAAACAUUACAAAGGAAGAAGAAAAAAAUGUACAUUUGCUUU
This is a messenger RNA of Aedes albopictus (Asian tiger mosquito), 2606 nucleotides long. RefSeq lists its product as uncharacterized. Lineage: Eukaryota; Metazoa; Arthropoda; Insecta; Diptera; Culicidae. The transcript is spliced from 2 exons. Gene Ontology annotation, biological process: positive regulation of DNA-templated transcription. The record is from RefSeq and is a predicted model, not a curated record. The coding region runs from base 652 to 2436 and encodes 594 amino acids. Gene Ontology annotation, cellular component: nuclear body.